This is a messenger RNA of Micropterus dolomieu (smallmouth bass), 1183 nucleotides long. RefSeq names its product potassium inwardly rectifying channel subfamily J member 13 (gene kcnj13). The record is from RefSeq and is a predicted model, not a curated record. The coding region runs from base 92 to 1183 and encodes 363 amino acids. Lineage: Eukaryota; Metazoa; Chordata; Actinopteri; Centrarchiformes; Centrarchidae. The transcript has 3 exons. Gene Ontology annotation, cellular component: plasma membrane. Gene Ontology annotation, molecular function: inward rectifier potassium channel activity. Gene Ontology annotation, biological process: potassium ion import across plasma membrane; regulation of monoatomic ion transmembrane transport.
UGAAAAGGUCAGAGGGCCCCUGUUUAGCCCUGACUGCAGCUCUAGGAUCAUCCUCACUUUGACUUACUCUGCUUGAGAUCCACCUGCAACCAUGACAACCAAAUCCAACAGUGGGGUUCUGGGUGGCAAGGCCUCCUCCUCUCCUCUCUUGUCCUCUCCACCCCGCCAACGUCUGGUCACCAAAGACGGACACUGUGCCCUUCGUCCCCCUCUAUGCCCUUCAGGCUCAUGGCGCGGGGCCUCGGGCAGAGCCUGGCUUCUGGCCCUGCAGGACCUGUGGGGACUGUUGGUGGGUCUGCGCUGGAGAUGGGUCCUGCUGGCCUUCUGCGCCUCCUUCCUGGCCCACUGGCUGCUGUUUGCCUGCCUGUGGUACUUGCUCGCUCACCUCAACGGAGACCUGGCUGUGCAGGACCAUGAUGCCCCCCCACAGGGGCAUGUGGUUUGUGUGAAGCAUAUUACCAGCUUCACUGCUGCUUUUUCUUUCUCCCUGGAAACACAGCUGACCAUUGGGUAUGGCACCAUGUUCCCCAGUGGGGACUGUCCUAGUGCCAUAGCACUGCUGGCUGUGCAGAUGUUGCUGGGGCUCAUGCUGGAAGCAUUCAUCACAGGUGCAUUUGUAGCCAAGAUUGCACGUCCCCAGAAGCGAGCAGGAGCCAUCCAGUUCAGCCCCCAGGCAGUGGUGGGCCAACACCAAGGCCAGACGUGCCUCAUGCUACGAGCCACCAACCUACUGCAGCGACCACUGGUGGAUGUGAAGGUGAGUGCUGUGCUCUAUGAGGAGCAUGAAGGUCAGGCUUUGCACCAGACCUCUCUGGACUUCCACUUGGAUCAUCUGGGCCAACAGCCCUGUCCCUUCUUCAUCUUUCCCCUCACCUUUUACCAUCCCCUGGACCGCCGCAGCCCCCUCUACCCUGCCCUGUGUGAGGGCAUGUCCAACCACUUUGAAUUAGUGGUAUUCCUGUCAGCCUUGCAGGAGGGAACUGGUGACUCCUGCCAGAAGAGGACCUCUUACCUGCGCCAAGAAAUCCAGUUUGACCGUCGCUUUGUCCCCGCCUUGGGGCUGGACGCUCGAGGGAGAUACAUGGUAAACACCCAGCACUUUGACACGGCCCACUCAAAAGAGUCUUUGAACAAGGACUGUGUGGUACAGAUCAACGGUGAUGGCAGUGACAGAAUGGAGUAA